AUGUCUGCUAUCGCCAUCUCAAACUAUAAUAGUUCCAGAUUUAUCCUCACUGGAUUCCCUGGCCUAGAAGUUGACUAUCUCUGGCUCUCCAUCCCUUUCUCCUCCAUCUACGUUAUGAUUUUUCUGGGAAAUUGCCUUGUGCUGCACGUGAUCCGAACUGAGCCAAGCCUGCACGAGCCCAUGUUCUACUUCCUGGCCAUGCUGGCCCUCACUGACCUGUGCAUGGGCGUCUCCACCAUGUAUACAGUGGUGGGAAUCUUGUGGGGGUUCAUUCAAGAGAUCAGCCUGGAUGCCUGCAUUGCCCAGUCUUAUUUCAUCCAUGGUCUGUCCUUCAUGGAGUCCUCUGUCCUUCUUGCUAUGGCUUUUGACCGGUACAUCGCCAUUUGCCACCCACUCCACUACUCUUCCAUCCUAACUAAUGAUAAGAUCAUGAAAAUUGGGGUGGCAAUCUUAUGUAGAAGUACUUUACUCAUACCUCCAGUCAUCAUUCGCCUAAAGUUCUUAAAUUAUUGCCAUCCCCACAUUCUCUCCCACUCUUUCUGCCUGCACCAAGACUUAAUUAGAAUGGCCUGCUCAGACAUCCGCUUCAACAGCGUCUAUGGUCUGGCCCUGGUGAUCAGCAACUUAUUGUUGGAUGCAGUGCUUAUACUUGUGUCCUAUGUCAGGAUCUUGCAUGCAGUCCUAGCUAUUGCAUCUCAGGAGGAGAGAAUCAAGUCCUUACAGACCUGCGUAUCUCACAUCUGUGCUGUUUCAGUUUUCUAUAUCCCAAUCAUCGGCCUGACUAUGGUGCAUCGCUUUGGGAAACACCUCUCACCUUUGGUACAUGUGUUCAUGGGCAACAUCUAUAUCCUUUUCCCUCCCUUGAUGAACCCCAUUAUUUAUAGCAUCAAAACCCAGCAAAUACGAAGGAGAGUCCAGAGACUGUUUUACUUGAAAGAAAUGUGCUGA
This is a messenger RNA of Pipistrellus nathusii (Nathusius's pipistrelle), 948 nucleotides long. Lineage: Eukaryota; Metazoa; Chordata; Mammalia; Chiroptera; Vespertilionidae. The record is from the annotation of a GenBank genome assembly.